This is a messenger RNA of Geodia barretti, 891 nucleotides long. The record is from the annotation of a GenBank genome assembly. NCBI's taxonomy places the organism in Eukaryota, Metazoa, Porifera, Demospongiae, Tetractinellida, Geodiidae.
UUGCGCAACAAUCCGGGCGGUCCGCUCGAUCAGGCCAUCAAGGUUUCCAACCAGUUCCUGACGCGCGCCGACUUGAUCGUGUAUACGCGCGGCCGGGUCGAGAACUCCGACCAGGACUACCACGCGACGGCGGACGGCGAGUUCACGGACAUUCCGCUGGUCGUCAUCGUCAAUCGCAACAGCGCGAGCGCGUCCGAGAUCGUGGCGGGCGCCAUCCAGGACCACGAUCGUGGCCUGAUCGUUGGCGAGACCACCUUCGGCAAGGCGCUCGUGCAGUCGAUCUACCGCGUGAGCCACGGCGCCGGUCUCGCGCUCACGACGGCGCGCUACUACACGCCGAGCGGCCGCAUGAUUCAGCGGCCUUGGGACGGCACGUUCGACGAGUAUCUGACCUACUCGAUGCGCGAGCAGAGUCCCCGCGCGCAUUCUCCAGCGGACCGGAAGUACACCACCGGCGGACGUGAGGUGUACAGCGGCGGCGGCAUCGAGCCCGACAACCGUAUCGCCGGGCCGAUCGAGGGUUUCGACCCGUCUCGCCUCGGGCGUCUGCUGGCGGCCCGCCAGGAGUUCGCCAGCUUUGCGGAGAGGUUCUCGGCGGAAGGCGACCGGCGCAUCGCCGGCGUGAGCCGGGGGCGCAGGCUGGUGGCGCGCGGUUUCGCUAUCGACGACGCGCUGCUCGAAGAAUUCAAGGAGCACGUCCGCGGCCGUGGGUUGACGGUCGACGACGCCGCCUUCGCCGCUGAUCUCGAUUUCAUCCGGGCGAUGAUGCGCUAUGCGAUUGACGAGGCGCUGUUCAGCGUCGAGGAGGCGCGGGCGCAACCUGUUCGGCGCCGACCCGCAGACCCGACUCGCCGGGUCGCUCUUCGCAGAGGCUGCCCGGCUGCUCGAUAG